This is a messenger RNA of Plectropomus leopardus (leopard coralgrouper), 5352 nucleotides long. Its product is annotated as inactive phospholipase C-like protein 2. Gene Ontology annotation, biological process: phosphatidylinositol metabolic process; gamma-aminobutyric acid signaling pathway; phosphatidylinositol-mediated signaling. Gene Ontology annotation, molecular function: phosphatidylinositol-4,5-bisphosphate phospholipase C activity. Lineage: Eukaryota; Metazoa; Chordata; Actinopteri; Perciformes; Serranidae. The record is from RefSeq and is a predicted model, not a curated record.
GUGUUGAGUAUCGGCGGCGGAGGUCUGGAGGGUGCACUGCCGUCGCUCAGCUGUCCCCCCUGUCAUCCUGGGAGAGAGAGAGAGAGAGAGAGAGAGAGGGCGAGAGAGGGCGAGAGAGAGAAGUUUCCUCUGCUCGUUUACUUCACGCGAUGGCACGCCUGUAUCCGCGCGCAGCGCUGUUGCCUUCUGAGCACCGACGCUUUCAAGAGCUUUGAGAAAUUACCCCAAAAAGUGUCACCAAUGGCUGAAUUUGGAGAGAACAAGAGCGCCGUCGGUCCACCGGUUGCUGGCUGGAAAGCUGCGUCAGGAGGAGCCGGAACGAGCCUGGAGUCGCACCGAGGAGAGCCGGUGUCAAACGGAAACUGCAGCGUGUCAGACACCGUGAAGAGGGUCCAUAACGAGUCCAGCUGCGAGUCCCCGACGUGGGAGAGCGCAGGUUCAGAUUCAGCCUCCAAAGCGAUCCCUCGACGCAGCAGUCUGAUCAAGGACGGAUCACGUGCCGGUCGGGAGAGGAAGAAGACGGUGUCCUUCAGCAGCAGCCUGUCAGAGAAGAAGAUCAGCAGCGCUGCAGACUGUAUCCACUCCAUGGUUGAAGGGAGUGAGCUGAAGAAAAUCCGAACCAACUCACGUGUUUACCAGCGUUACUACCUGCUGGAUGCAGGACUUCAGGCUCUGUACUGGGAGCCGUCCAAGAAGGAGUCAGACAAAGCCCGCAUCUCUCUGGCCUCCAUACGAGAGGUACGAACAGGUCGUAACACAGAAACCUUCCGCACCAGUGGCGUUUAUGAGCAGAUUUCAGAGGACUGUGCAUUCUCCAUCAUCUAUGGAGAGAUGUAUGAAAGUUUGGACUUGGUGGCCAACUCCGCUGAAGUGGCUAACAUUUGGGUGACUGGCCUAAGGUAUCUGAUACAGUAUGGGAAACAUGCCCUGGACAUGCUCGCCAGCAGUCAGGACAGCCUUCGCCUUGGCUGGCUGGAGCAGUUGUUUUCCUCUGCUGCUGAUUCGGACACACUGGAAGACGUCGAGAAAGGCAUCCACUUGCAGUCAGCUGUUAGAUUGAUACAGAGCGUGAACCCUGGAGUGGGCAAGGGCAAAGUGGAGCACAGGUUCAAAGAGCUUCAGAGAGUUAGGGAGAAGAUGUGUGGUCUUGCUCUAGAUAAUGAAUCUGGAGUUAAAGAUCAUGGUGAAAACAAAAGACUAAUAGCAAGAAAUGAGCGAGUCACCCAGCAGGAGUUCAUCAAGGUCUUCCAUGACUUUUGCACACGCCCUGAGAUCUACUUUCUGUUGGUGCAGUUCUCUAGCAACAAGGAGUUCCUGGACACCAAAGACCUGAUGAGGUUCCUCGAGGCUGAGCAAGGCAUGGCUCAAGUGAGCGAGGAGACCAGCCUGAAGCUCAUCCAGUCCCACGAGCCAUCAGAGCAGGGCCGGCAGCAGGGAUUCCUGUCACUGGACGGCUUCACCAGCUACCUCACUUCAGUAGAGUGCCACCUCUUUGACAGGGAGCACGACACAGUGUGCCAGGACAUGUCCCAGCCUUUGUCUCACUACUACAUCAACUCCUCCCACAACACCUACCUCAUUGAGGACCAGUUUCGAGGUCCGUCUGACAUCUCUGGCUACAUCCGUGCCCUCAAAAUGGGUUGUCGAUGUGUGGAGGUAGAUGUCUGGGAUGGCCCAGAUGAGGAGCCAGUGGUGUGCACCGGACACACCCUCUCCCCACCUCUGUCCUUGCGUUGUGUGCUAGAAGCAAUUGGAAAGUUUGCAUUUGUGGCCUCGCAGUACCCGUUAAUUGUAUGUAUUGAGAACCACUGUUCACUUCAACAACAGAGAGUGAUGUUGCAACAUCUUGUGAGGAUACUAGGAGACAGGUUAUACACAGAUGCUCCAUACGAAGGGGAGUCAUACCUGCCAUCACCGCAUGCCCUCAGGCAUCGAAUCCUACUAAAAGGUAAAAAGUUGGGGCCAGGUCCUGAUGGGCAGGAUGGGGAAGUAAGUGAGGAGGAUGAAGGUGCAGAGAUGUGUCAAAGGAUUAAAGCAGCUAACAGUGGAGGGGCAGGAAAUGAGAAGGACACGGUGCAGAAGAGUGUCUCUUUCACAGCUGUCACUCAGUGUAGUCCUCUUCAUCUACUCCCCAAACGUUUCCAACUCUUGAAAGAACUCUCCAACCUAGUAACUCUUUGCUGCUCAGUCCAAUUUGUUGACUUCCCAACAUCAUCCAAAAGCCAGAAGCCUUGGGAAUUGUGUUCCUUUCACGAGUCUCUGGCUGUGCGUCUCGCUGGCGAGAACCCCGGCGAGUUUGUCAAUCACAAUAAGCAUUUCCUGUCCCGGGUGUACCCCAGCCCCAUGCGUAUUGACUCGAGCAACAUGAACCCUCAGGACCUGUGGAAAUGCGGUUGCCAGAUUGUGUCUAUGAAUUUUCAGACAGCAGGACUAAUGAUGGACCUGAACACGGCCUGGUUCAGGCAGAAUGGGAGCUGUGGUUACGUUCUGCGGCCGGCCAUCAUGCGGCAGGAGGUGUCUUAUUUCAGUGCCGACACCAGGGACACGGUGCCAGGGGUAUCUCCACAGCUGCUGCAUGUGAAGGUGAUAAGCGGACAGAACCUGCCUAGGCCGAGGGGGUCGGGGGCCAAAGGAGAUGUGGUGGACCCCUAUGUUUAUGUUGAGAUCCACGGCAUCCCAGCUGACUGCACAGAGCGUCGCACCAGGACGGUGAUGCAGAAUGGGGACAAUCCUGUCUUCGAUGAGAGCUUUGAGUUCCAGAUCAACCUGCCGGAGCUCGCCAUGGUUCGCUUUGUGGUCCUUGAUGAUGACUUCAUAGGAGAUGAGUUCAUAGGUCAGUACACCAUCCCUUUGGAGUGUCUUCAGCCGGGCUACCGGCAUGUACCACUCCAGUCUCUGACAGGGGAGGAGCUUCCCCACGCCAAGCUUUUUGUCCAUGUGGCCCUGACCAAUCGGAGAGGAGGGGGAAAGCCUCACAAAAGGGGACUGUCUGUGCGGAAAGCCCGCAAGGGGAGGGAUUACACAGCUCUGAGGGACUUGGGGAUCCGAGCAGUGGAUGAGAUUUUCAAAAUGGCUGCUCCUCCGCUGAGAGAAGCCACUGACCUGAGGGAAAACAUGCAGAACUCUGUAGCAGUGUUCAGGGAGCUGUGCGGGGUGUCGGCGGUGGCUAACCUCAUGCAGUGCGUUCUAGCUCUGGGCUCCAGGGUGUCAGGACCAGAUGGAGCACCUUUAUUACUGUUUGACCUCCGAGACCACUACCCCACACUGGAGCCCCAGGGGCCCCUGCCUGACGUCCUUCGUCGGGUUGUCUCCACUUAUGAAAUGAUGGUCCAGGCAAGCAGAGCAGUGAUCGAGCUCUCCGGUGGAAUCUAUGACAAGAUCCUGCAUAUACAGACAAUGGCCAUGGAGUUUCAUGAGAAGCUGCAGAGUCUGGCGGCGAAGGAGGGGCUGAGGGGUCGCAAGGUCAGCCGGGCGCUGGAGAGUUUCAGCUGGAACAUCACCAUCCUUAAGGGUCAAGCUGACCUGCUGAAGCACGCCAAGGCUGAAGUCCAGGAGAACAUGAAGCAGGUCCACGACGCUGCUUUGACUGGAAACCUCACCAAGGAGAGUCAAGGGGUAAGGAGAGUCCGCUCACAAACGCGACGAGGCCAGGAUGACAAAUCCAACACAAGAGGACCCUCGGCAUAGUAAGCAAACGAAAGAGGGCAUGACCAAAUUGCCAUCGUAGCUGCUGUGACAAACCCUUUUUCGUCUUAUUAAAAAUUCCAAGGUCUUACUCCGCCUUAGUGUCUAACUCUCACAAUGCUAUGGGAGAACUAUAGCAAGUACUGUGUUUUUAAAAGAGAAAAACAGAAGAGUUGAUGAAUGUAAACGUCUUCGGAAAGCAGCCACUGUCCACCCACCUGUCGCGAAUGACACUCAAGAGCAGCAGAAGUGCUGGUGAGAGGAGACGGGAGACAAAUGACGCCUGGGAGAUGAAUGUAGUUAGAUGUGAAGCCAAGGUUGUUUGUGUUACAUUAAACUGUAAAUACAACAAAUGUCUAUCAACCUCUCCGUAUGUGCAAUGUGUCUUGAAGAGGGAGGAAAAAUUUGUCAUUUUUCUUGCACAGAGUGCGAUGACUCAAAGCUCUGCCAAAAGAUGUUCAAAAUCUUUCAAAAACUUUUGAAAAACUGCCACCUCCACAUGUUAGCAGCUUGUGCUUCACAACGCAGCCAUCAAACAAUACAAAUCAAGGAAACAAAUCAAUACUGGGUUAAAAGGAACACAUGUUCUUGAUUAUAUUGAUAGGAGAUAUGCUGGAAUAUAUGGUUGUUUAUGGUAUAUUAACGUUAUAACUCUUGGACCACUGCAGCCCCUUUAUAUCACUCUCCAACUUAUUUCUAUUAAAGGGACAGUUCACAUCAAAAUCAAAUAUACAUAUUUUUAAUAUUACCCCUAGUGCUGUUUUAUCAAUCUUUGUUGCCGAGUGUUGGCGAUAUUUGCCUUCUCUCAGAUAUAUUGGAACUAGAUGGCACUCAACUUGUGGUGCUCAAAGCACCAAAAAAAAUACAUUUGAAAAACUCAACAUCAAUGUUUUUUUCCAUAAAUCAUGACCCAUUUACUCAUAAUCCACAGACUGUGUUGUGAGCACUUUCAUGGAGGAAAUGUUUUCUGUCUACCAAACUAGCCCCAACCAUCUGUAUUACUGGGCAGAAUAAGACGUGAAUCCUGCGUUGUGAUACAGUUGGCGGAUGUAGUAUGGUAGAAAGAAAAUAGUUCCUACUAGCUGAGCUAGUUCCAUUACACUGGAGAGAGGGAGAUAUCGCUGCAGCUGAUAUCUCCAACACUCGCAACUCACACCAAAACCAUCUAGAUUGAUUUAAUAGCACACAGGUAAGAGGAAGAAUAUGUAUUUUUGAUUUUGGGGUGAACAGUCUAUUCAAGCAUUUGUAGGUCCUGGAUUGCUGCUUUUCAUCCAAUCACCUUGAGGUCCUUUGUCUUGCCACAAAACCCUCCACUUCACCCUCUAAAUAUUGUUGUCUCACAUACAGUAUUAUAUAUUUUUGUAUUUUCCUGAAGCCCUCGUGCUAAUUAAACCACUUGCCAUAAUGAUCAACUCCAGACCUGUAAAUGUCUGCCUCUAGGGAACAAACAAUGUUAUGUUAAAAGUGCUUAAUUUGUGUGCAAAACACUGUACAGUAUUUUACUAUGUAAUUUCAAUCCUUUUGCUGUAAAGAAUAUUUUACAUAAGUUAUUGAUCCUGAAUGAAAACAUUCCAGUUGUCGGUGCAGUGAAUGAGGCUCGUCCGGUUUGGCUCUGUAAAAGGUUGCAGCUCACGAUUACAGAAAUAAACUAGUUUUUAAAUGACUGAU